Messenger RNA from Trichomycterus rosablanca, 1314 nucleotides. RefSeq names its product RIB43A domain with coiled-coils 1 (gene ribc1). The coding region runs from base 119 to 1261 and encodes 380 amino acids. The transcript has 8 exons. Lineage: Eukaryota; Metazoa; Chordata; Actinopteri; Siluriformes; Trichomycteridae. The record is from RefSeq and is a predicted model, not a curated record.
GGUUGACUGGUUUCUAUGGCUACACGACCAACAAACCGUCUAGUUGGAUUUGGAUGCGUCCCCCACAACUUAAACUAAAUAACAUUAAAUCAUCACUGCAUGUUCCAGCUGCACAGACAUGUUUAAGGUUGAUGUGUCAGUGGAUGACGGUGUAUUGAAGGCUGUGGAACGAAGGAGGGAUGCUGAGGUUGAGCGGAAAAAACGGGUCUUUAGCACCAGGAACCGAAUAAUGGGAUUGGACAUGGAUGCCCUUGAGAAGCAGGUGACUGAGCGUUGCAAGCAGAAGGUGGCAGAGCAUCAGCGGGAAAAGGCAUAUGAUGCAUUGAGUCUUUCGAUUGAUCAGAUGCUCCUGAGGGAACAAAAAGAAGUAGAGGAAAAAAGAAGAGAGCUGGCUCAAGAGCUUGUGAAGUUUCGAGCACUGUACCAGCGUGAUGAGGACUCCCGUGAUGCGGAUCUUAACUAUAAAUUCCAAGGGGCAGCCAAUGCCAGUGUGAACAAUUCUGAGAUGCUUGGACCUGCCAGUAUGCAGAUUUUUCAGGGUGAGGGAGUUGGGGAGGAUGAAAGGAAAAGGGCUCAAAUGGAGCAGAAUGAGAAGAUGCUCAGAGCUCAGAAGGAAGACAGAGAGAGGCGCGAGAGAGAAAAGAAACACAAAGAACUACUGAAAGAAAUGGAGCUGGUGCAGCAGGACCUCAGAGUAGUACAACUGGAUGCUCUGGAGGAAGAGUGUAUAAGAGCUGCUUGUAUGGCUCUCAAAAGCUACAACCAGGCUCAGACAGAAGAGAGGCAGGUGCAAGAAAGACAGGACAAGCUAAAGCAGAAGGAAAUGAACAUGCUUGAAGUGAUGCACACGGUGACCUCUGACCUGCUCACCGAAUGUCCAGAGGUUGCAGAGAUAAAGAGUGAGGAAACAUCUAGGGCUCCUCGAGUGGUGCCUGACCGGUGGAAGGGAAUGAGCUCUGAGCAGCUUAGUGCCAUCUACAGGCAGAGAGAAGAACAGUGUGCUGACAAACAGAGGCAAAGACAGCUAGAGAGGCAGAGAGAACUGGUGUGGGGUUUACAGCAGCUGGAACAGGCCAGGCAGCAGGAGGAAGAGGAGAAAAGAGUCAGGGAGCUGGAGAGAGAGAGAAGAGCACGACUGGACCAGUAUAACCAGCAUCUGGCCAAAGAGCAGCAGAAACACCAGCAGUACCUCAAUAAUGAACUUUACACCAACCAGCCCAGUGUGCACUACUUCACCCAAUUCAGCACCAGCUCACGUUAGAAGCCUCACCGUCAUCUCACUGGUAACAAAUAAACUAGAGGUCUGAAUUAUAA